Nannospalax galili (Upper Galilee mountains blind mole rat) is the source of this 7029-nucleotide messenger RNA. It is a transcript of the gene Usp32, whose product is annotated as ubiquitin specific peptidase 32. The record is from RefSeq and is a predicted model, not a curated record. Gene Ontology annotation, molecular function: cysteine-type deubiquitinase activity; calcium ion binding. The coding region runs from base 168 to 5024 and encodes 1618 amino acids. Gene Ontology annotation, biological process: protein deubiquitination. Gene Ontology annotation, cellular component: Golgi apparatus. NCBI's taxonomy places the organism in Eukaryota, Metazoa, Chordata, Mammalia, Rodentia, Spalacidae. The transcript is spliced from 34 exons.
UGGCAGCAGUCGGGAGGAGUCGCCGGGGCCGAAGCCGCACUUGUUAGUGUUGGGGGAGGAGGGGGCCGGGGACGCGGACACCUUCAGCCGGGGCCGCCGCGGAGAAGGCGGGAGGGGGUUGGGGGCGAGACCAGGCUCCGACCCCCAGCCGAGGGGAUGAGGGGAACAUGGGCGCCAAGGAGUCACGGAUCGGAUUCCUCAGCUACGAGGAGGCACUGAGGAGAGUUACAGAUGUAGAGCUCAAACGACUCAAAGAUGCCUUCAAGAGGACCUGUGGACUCUCAUAUUACAUGAGCCAGCACUGCUUCAUCAGGGAAGUGCUUGGGGAUGGAGUACCUCCUAAAGUUGCAGAGGUGAUUUACUGUUCUUUUGGUGGAACAUCCAAAGGGCUGCACUUUAAUAACUUAAUAGUUGGACUUGUCCUCCUUACAAGAGGCAAAGAUGAAGAGAAAGCAAAAUAUAUUUUUAGUCUUUUUUCAAGUGAAUCUGGGAGCUAUAUUAUACGGGAAGAAAUGGAAAGAAUGCUCCACGUGGUGGAUGGUAAAGUCCCAGAUACACUCAAGAAGUGUUUCUCAGAGGGUGAAAAGGUGAACUAUGAAAAAUUUAGAAAUUGGCUUCUUUUAAACAAAGAUGCUUUUACUUUCUCUCGCUGGCUGCUAUCUGGAGGCGUGUAUGUUACCCUCACUGAUGACAGUGAUACUCCUACUUUCUACCAAACUCUGGCUGGAGUCACACAUUUGGAGGAAUCAGACAUCAUUGAUCUUGAGAAACGUUAUUGGCUACUGAAGGCUCAAUCUCGGACUGGACGGUUUGAUUUAGAAACCUUUGGCCCAUUGGUUUCACCACCUAUUCGCCCUUCUCUAAGUGAAGGUUUAUUUAAUGCUUUUGAUGAAAAUCGUGACAAUCACAUAGACUUCAAGGAGAUAUCCUGUGGGUUAUCAGCCUGUUGCAGAGGCCCUCUGGCUGAAAGACAGAAAUUUUGCUUCAAGGUGUUUGAUGUUGACCGAGAUGGAGUUCUCUCCAGGGAUGAACUGAAAGACAUGGUGGUUGCACUUUUAGAGGUCUGGAAGGAUAACCGCACUGAUAAUAUCCCUGAAUUACAUAUGGAUCUCUCUGACAUUGUAGAAGGCAUAUUGAAUGCACAUGAUACCACAAAGAUAGGCCAUCUUACUCUGGAAGACUAUCAGAUCUGGAGUGUGAAAAAUGUUCUUGCCAAUGAAUUUUUGAAUCUCCUCUUCCAGGUAUGUCAUAUAGUUCUGGGAUUAAGACCAGCUACUCCAGAAGAAGAAGGACAAAUUAUUAGAGGAUGGUUAGAACGAGAAAGCAGGUAUGGUCUGCAGCCAGGACACAAUUGGUUUAUCAUCUCCAUGCAUUGGUGGCAACAGUGGAAAGAAUAUGUCAAAUACGAUGCCAACCCUGUUGUAAUUGAGCCAUCAUCAGUUAUAAAUGGAGGAAAAUUUUCAUUUGGAACAGCAAUACACCCUAUGGAACAGGGUGAAGAUAAAGUCAGUAGUAACCUCAGUUAUGUGAGUACUACAGAAGAGAAAUUUUCAGACAACAUUUCUUCUGCAUCUGAAGCCUCAGAAUCUGCUGGCAGUGGCUUUCUGUAUUCUGCCACACCAGGGGCAGAUAUGUGCUUUGCUCGGCAACAUAAUACUUCCGACAAUAACAACCAGUGUUUAUUAGGAGCCAAUGGAAGUAUUCUUUUGCACCUUAAUCCUCAGAAACCAGGAGCUAUUGAUAAUCAGCCUCUAGUAACCCAAGAACCAGUAAAGGCUACAUCAUUAACACUAGAAGGAGGACGAUUAAAACAAACUCCACAGCUGAUUCAUGGAAGAGAUUAUGAAAUGGUCCCAGAACCUGUGUGGAGAGCACUUUAUCAUUGGUAUGGAGCAAACCUGGCCCUCCCUAGACCAGUAAUCAAGAAUAGCAAGACCAACAUGCCAGAGCUAGAAUUAUUUCCCCGCUAUCUUCUCUUCCUGCGACAGCAGCCUGCCACUCGGACACAACAGUCUAACAUCUGGGUGAAUAUGGGUAUGAUGAGCCUGAGAAUGUUUCCUCAGCAUUUACCUAGAGGAAAUGUACCUUCUCCAAAUGCUCCGCUAAAGCGAGUACUCGCCUAUACAGGCUGUUUUAGUAGAAUGCAAACCAUCAAGGAAAUUCAUGAAUAUCUGUCUCAAAGGCUUCGAAUCAAAGAAGAAGAUAUGCGCCUGUGGCUGUACAAUAGUGAGAACUACCUUACUCUUCUGGAUGACGAGGAUCAUAGGUUGGAAUAUUUGAAAAUCCAGGAUGAGCAGCACCUAGUAAUUGAAGUUCGCAAUAAAGAUAUGAGCUGGCCUGAAGAAAUGUCCUUUAUAGCAAACAGUAGUAAAAUAGAUAGACACAAAGUUCCCACAGAAAAGGGAGCCACAGGUCUGAGCAACCUGGGAAACACAUGCUUCAUGAACUCAAGCAUCCAGUGUGUUAGUAACACACAACCACUGACGCAGUAUUUUAUCUCAGGGAGACAUCUUUAUGAACUCAACAGAACAAAUCCCAUUGGUAUGAAAGGGCAUAUGGCUAAAUGCUAUGGUGAUUUGGUGCAAGAACUUUGGAGUGGAACUCAGAAGAAUGUUGCCCCAUUAAAGCUUCGGUGGACCAUAGCAAAAUAUGCUCCCAGGUUUAAUGGGUUCCAGCAACAAGACUCUCAAGAACUCUUGGCAUUUCUCUUGGAUGGUCUUCAUGAAGAUCUCAACCGAGUCCACGAGAAGCCAUAUGUGGAACUCAAGGACAGUGAUGGCCGACCCGAUUGGGAAGUAGCUGCAGAGGCCUGGGACAACCAUCUGAGGAGAAAUAGAUCAAUUGUUGUAGACUUGUUUCAUGGGCAGCUAAGAUCCCAAGUCAAAUGCAAGACAUGUGGGCAUAUAAGUGUCCGAUUUGAUCCUUUCAAUUUUUUGUCUUUGCCACUACCAAUGGACAGUUAUAUGCAUUUAGAAAUAACAGUAAUUAAGUUAGAUGGUACUACCCCCAUACGAUAUGGACUCAGACUGAACAUGGAUGAAAAGUACACAGGUUUGAAAAAGCAGCUGAGUGAUCUCUGUGCACUAAAAUCAGAACAAAUCCUUCUUGCAGAAGUGCAUAGUUCCAACAUAAAGAACUUCCCUCAGGACAAUCAAAAAGUUCGACUUUCAGUGAGUGGAUUUUUGUGUGCAUUUGAAAUUCCCAUUCCUGCUUCUCCAGUUUCAGCUUGUAGUCCAGUACAAACAGAUUGCUCCUCUUCUCCAUCUACAAAUGGACUUUUUACCCUGACUACCAAUGGAGACCUGCCUCGACCAUUAUUCAUCCCCAAUGGAAUGCCAAACACGGUUGUGCCAUGUGGAACUGAGAAGAACUUGACAAAUGGAACAGCGAAUGAUCAUAUGUCACCUCUUUCUGAUGACCCCUUUACAGGCUACAUCAUUGCAGUCCACCGAAAAAUGAUGAGGACAGAACUGUAUUUCCUGUCAUCUCAGAAGAAUCGCCCCAGCCUCUUUGGAAUGCCACUGAUUGUUCCAUGUACUGUGCAUACCCGGAAGAAAGAUCUCUAUGAUGCAGUUUGGAUUCAAGUAUCUCGAUUAGCCAGUCCACUCCCACCUCAGGAAGCUAGUAAUCAUGCUCAGGAUUGUGAUGACAGCAUGGGCUAUCAGUAUCCAUUCACUCUACGAGUUGUACAGAAAGAUGGGAAUUCCUGUGCUUGGUGCCCGUGGUAUAGAUUCUGCAGAGGCUGUAAAAUUGAUUGUGGGGAAGACAGAGCCUUCAUUGGAAAUGCCUGUAUUGCUGUGGAUUGGGAUCCCACAGCUCUUCACCUACGUUAUCAAACAUCACAGGAAAGAGUUGUAGAGGAGCAUGAGAGUGUGGAGCAGAGUCGGCGAGCACAAGCUGAGCCUAUCAACCUGGAUAGCUGUCUCCGUGCCUUCACCAGUGAGGAAGAGCUAGGGGAAAAUGAAAUGUACUACUGUUCCAAGUGUAAGACUCACUGUUUGGCAACUAAGAAGCUAGAUCUCUGGAGGCUUCCUCCGAUCCUGAUUAUUCACCUUAAACGAUUUCAGUUUGUAAAUGGACGGUGGAUAAAAUCACAGAAAAUUGUUAAAUUUCCUCGUGAAAGUUUUGACCCUAGUGCUUUUUUGGUACCAAGAGACCCAGCUCUCUGUCAACAUAAAACACUCACACCCCAGGGGGAUGACAUCCCUGAGCCAAGGAUUCCAUCUGGAGAGAUGAAGAAGGUGGACACCCAGAGCUCAGCAGGGGAGGAGGAUGUACUCCUGAGCAAGAGUCCAUCAUCACUCAGUACAAAUGUCACCGGUAGCCCAAAAGGUUCACCUUCUUCAUCAAGAAAAAGUGGAACCAGCUGUCCCUCCAGCAAAAAUAGCAGCCCUAACAGCAGCCCACGGACUUUGGGGAGGAGCAAAGGGAGACUCCGACUGCCUCAAAUUGGCAGCAAAAAUAAAUUGUCCAGUAGUAAGGAAAAUUUGGAUGCCUGCAAAGAGAAUGGAGCUGGUCAGAUCUCUGAGCUUGCUGAUGCCUUGAGCCGAGGGCAUGUGUUAGGAGGCAGCCAAUCUGAGCUGGUCACUCCUUUGGACCAUGAGGUCACUUUAGCCAAUGGAUUCCUUUAUGAGCAUGAGGCAUGUGGCAAUGGCUAUAGCAAUGGUCAACUUGGAAACCAUAGUGAAGAAGACAGCACUGAUGACCAAAGAGAAGAUAUUCAUAUUAAGCCUAUUUAUAAUCUAUAUGCAAUUUCGUGCCAUUCAGGAAUUCUGGGUGGGGGCCAUUACGUCACUUAUGCCAAAAACCCAAACUGCAAGUGGUACUGUUACAAUGACAGCAGCUGUAAGGAACUUCACCCUGAUGAAAUUGACACCGACUCUGCCUACAUUCUUUUCUAUGAGCAACAGGGGAUAGACUAUGCACAAUUUCUGCCAAAGACCGAUGGCAAAAAGAUGGCAGACACGAGCAGCAUGGAUGAAGACUUUGAGUCCGAUUACAAAAAGUACUGUGUGUUGCAGUAAACUACCACUCUGGUUGCUAGACAGGCUGGUGGUGAGGGAGAUGACUCCUUGUAGCUGACAUUUGGCAGAAGCAUCACUGAAAGGCAGGCUAAAUGUAGUUAUUUUGUCCUGUGACCCGAAGCACAAAAUAAAAAUCCUAAUUAAAAUAACAGUCAACUUUAAGAAUAGUAAUAAUUUUGUUUUGAAGUCUCUCACAAGCUCUUUGGUAGAACUUUCAGGCAGAUCCCACCAUUAGCCUGUAAGCAAAAGGGUUUGGCAUCAACCAUCUGGGACCAAAUAAGAAUUAAAUUGUGCUUGUCCAGAUACGAACAGAUUUGUAGUGAGUAUAGAGUUUACCAGUAAUCAUAAUAAAAUACUAAGAAUUUCCUUGGAGUCAAAGUGAAAAACAAAAAAUUUGUAGUGUUGUCUGGGGACGACAUGAUACGCUACCUCCUUUUUCCUGAAGUUUUAUUCCAGUAUAUUGACAAGAUGGAGAAAGCAAGAUCAUGAAGGUGUGCAGAUGAUUCUUACGGUAUGGACACCGAUUCUCAAUUUUUUAACCCAUUUCCCCACUCUUGUCUUUUUUUGCUUUUUGUUCUUGUUGAGUUUGUGUUUGAAACGCAGUGACUGGUGUUAGAAGCAUAUAGUAGUCACUCUGCAAGGGAGAGUCUCAUAAAAACUAUGUGCCUUCUACCUGGGGUCUUAGUUGGGAUACUCGGGAGAAAGAAAAGCACUCUGUGGGACCCAGCUGAAGUGGCCCUCUUGCUGGGGCAUCUGUCUUUGGGGUAUCCUCAGAACCCUAUACCCCGUGCCCUGCUGAGGGGCAGGUGGCUGCCAGUAUUUGCACCAUCUUCCCAUGCAUGUGUUGCACAAAGAGCUUCCUGGAAGGUGCGUGGCAUCAAAGCCUGAUGGUGUUUCCCCUUAGUGGUGUUUCUUUUUGUUUCUUGUUUUGCACUUUAAAAAGAGAGAGAACACAUGCAGACAAAUUUACUUGUAUUUUAAUGGCUCUAAGGGCUAUGAAUUAACUCAAUUGAGGUAUUUUUCUCCAUCGUAUCAUAUUUAAAAAGAAAAAUACAUCCCAAGCAAUGAUAAUUCAUAAACAUAAAUAUUUUUAAUGAAAUUGAUACAUUUAGGAAGUAAACACGUUCUGUUGUUCUGUUUGCAUGUCUGUUCCCUUUCCACUUCCUCUUUUUUUUUUUUUUUUGCACUAGUCAAAAGGUAUGCUUUCUUCACUCAUUUAUUUUCUGAUUGUUCAAGACUGGAACAAAAGUAUAAAUGUUAUUUAUUUCUGACAGCAUUUUUUUCCUAUGUUGUGCUUUAAUAUAUAUUCAAAGCAAAUGUUUGAUCUGUUAAAAAUUUCAUUUCGAUCCUGGAAGCUUAUUCUCACUUGUUGUCAGGUUCUCUUACCCUCCAUCCUCACGGGUAGUAAAUACCAGUGUAAUGAAGCAUUUGUGUUCUGAUAGCUGAGGCCAGUAACUUCCUAGUUCUCAGUGCAUUUGGAAAAGUUGUCUUACAGCUGCCGAAGUGGACACCCUUUUCAGAAGAAUGUACUUGCAAGUGUGGAGCAGCCUAAAUGGUAUGAUGUAAUGAAGUCAGACAAAAUGCAUACUUUAUAGACUCAAGAUUUUCAGUAUACAAAAUUGUCCAUUCCUACUUGGACAAGUCCCUUGAAAAAGUGGAAGAUUUUAAAUAAUUUCCUUACGGAUGUUUUAUUUAAGCAGGUAGCACAAUCUACUAAUGUUGUUUGAUCUGUGUUUGUUAUAUUGGUUGUAAUUAAUUUUUUAAAUUCAAGAACUACCAGAAAAUUUAUUAAAUUAACUAUUAACUACAUUCACCUUGUAAAUUUCUGUAUAAAACUUGUUGACAAUGCACUGACUUUAGAAAGAUGUUAAUGUACAUAGAGUGUAAAUAAGAUAGUGUUGAUGUACUGAAAUAUGAACUGUAUAAAAAGUAUUAGUAAUUGUAUAUGGCGUGUACCUGUUUAUCUGUAACUAUUAUCCAAAUAAUUAAAUACUGCGGAUGUCUG